Molecule: messenger RNA, 9741 nt
Organism: Cololabis saira (Pacific saury)
Lineage: Eukaryota; Metazoa; Chordata; Actinopteri; Beloniformes; Belonidae
Gene: chd3
Product: chromodomain helicase DNA binding protein 3
Exons: 40
Coding region: 186-6560 (2124 amino acids)
Biological process (GO): negative regulation of transcription by RNA polymerase II; chromatin remodeling
Cellular component (GO): NuRD complex; chromatin; nucleus
Molecular function (GO): ATP binding; chromatin binding; ATP hydrolysis activity
Source: RefSeq, a predicted model, not a curated record
UUGUUAAAAAAUAAAUAUAAGAGGGCGGCCAUCUUUGUUGCUCUGCCUAGUGUAAAAUAUUCCAAAACGCCCCCCACUUUUUACUGUGCCGAUUUGAAUAUGAAAUAAAUAUCACACAUUCGGACAAGAAUACGCUUUUUGGGGUUUUUUUAAAACACGAGGACGGAUCCGAUGUCGGGGAUAUAAUGUCCUCUCCUCUCCGCUCCUGCGAGGAAGACGAGGGCAUGGUGGUUAAUUCCGAGGGAGGAGAUUUUGAUGAAGAAGACGACGACGGAGACCCAGACGAGAACGCAAGCGACAUAAACUCUCCGGCGGCGCCUCGGGAAACUGCAGCGCCGGCCGCGCCAGACGACAAGGCAGAGAUAUCAGACAGAGAGGUCCCGUGCAGGAAGAAAGGCCGACCCAAGAAAAAGAAGGACCCAAAGAAGAAAGACAAAGAGGGGAAACCGGCCAAAGCAAAAAAACGCAAGAAGAUUGACAGCGAUGUAGAGAGGAACUCUGACAGGGAAAGAGACUACGGCGAGCAUUCAGACAGCGUGGCCAGCGACUAUGGCUCUGGCGAGAAGAAGAAAAAGAAGAAACACAAAGAAAAGAAGGAGAAGAAAACCAAGAAAAGGAAAAAAGAUGAUGGGGACCGAGACAGCAGUCAGGAGGAAACAACAAAGCAACCGUUGGAGCAGAAAACAUCUGCCCAGCUGGCAAAAGACUGGGGUCUGGAGGAUGUUGAUCAUACCUUCACAGAGGAGGACUACAGGGAGCUCACCAACUACAAAGCCUUCAGCCAGUUUAUGAGGCCGAUGAUCGCCAAGAAGAACCCCAAGAUCCCCAUGUCAAAGAUGAUGACCAUCCUGGGGGUCAAGUGGAGGGAGUUCAGCUCUAACAACCCUUUCAAAGGCAACGCUGCUGCUGUCGCAGCGGCUGCUGCUGCCGCCGCCAUCGCUGUUGCCGAGCAGGUCUCUGCAGCCACCGCCUCGCCCGAGCCCCCGCCUCAACUUCCUCCAGUUAGAAAGGCCAAGACAAAAGAGGGGAAAGGUGUAGGCUAUAAGAAGCGCAGUAAAAGUCCACGAGUCUCAGACAAGAAAAAAGCUUUGGCUGCAGCCAAAGCCAAGAAGAUGGCACCAAUUCGUAUUAAGCUGUCUCCUGUAGGUGCCAAGAGGAAGAAGAGCUGCUCUAGCGAAGACAUCGAGGAUGAAGAGUCGGAGCAGGAGGACUCCAGCGUCCACAGCUCCUCGGUUCGCUCUGACAGCUCCGGCCGAGUGAAGAAGAACAAGCGGGGGCGUCCCGCCAAAAAGAAGAAGAAGAUCCCAGGUGAGGAGGAGGGGGACGGCUAUGAGACGGAUCAUCAAGACUACUGCGAGGUGUGUCAGCAGGGCGGGGAGAUCAUCCUGUGUGACACCUGUCCUCGGGCGUACCACCUCGUAUGCCUCGAGCCAGAGCUGGAAAAGGCCCCCGAGGGCAAGUGGAGCUGCCCCCAUUGUGAAAAAGAAGGCAUCCAGUGGGAAGCAAAAGACGAAGACUUUGAGGAUUUUGAGGAGGACAGUGAGGACAGAGUGAUAGCCGAUGUCGUGGCGGGCAUCCCCACUGGUGGGGAGGAUGAGGAAGACGACCACAUGGAGUUCUGCCGGGUGUGCAAAGACGGAGGUGAACUGCUGUGCUGCGACACGUGUACGUCCUCGUACCACAUCCACUGUCUAAACCCGCCUCUGCCUGAGAUCCCCAACGGAGAAUGGCUGUGUCCACGAUGCAUGUGCCCGCCAAUCAAAGGACGCGUCCAGAGGAUCCUUCACUGGCGAUGGGGCGAGCCCCCGCCUCCCAUUCCCGUUCCUCCCGCCCCCGACGCUCCAGCCGAUGCCCCCGCACCACCGCCCAUGAAGGGCAGAGCCGAGAGGGAGUUCUUCGUCAAGCUGGUGGCGCAGUCGUACUGGCACUGCACCUGGAUCACUGAGCUGCAGCUGGAGAUCUUCCACUCGGUGAUGUACAGAAACUACCAGAGGAAGACGGACAUGGACGAGCCUCCGAGCCUGGAUUACGGCUCGGGGGGCGAGGACGAGAACGGAGUGGGAAAGAGCGAGAAGAGGAGGGCCAAAGAUCCUCAGUAUGCCGUCCUGGACGACAAAUACUACAAAUACGGCAUCAAGCCGGAGUGGAUGAUGAUUCACCGCAUCAUCAACCACAGUGUGGAUAAGAAGGGGAUUUACCACUACCUGGUCAAGUGGAGAGACCUGACCUACGAUCAGUGUACCUGGGAGAGAGACGACAUGGACGUCCCUGACUUUGCCGUCUACAAGGCCAGCUACUGGAGACACAGAGAUCUCAUCAUGAAGGAGGAUCCAGACAAACCCAGGAAGCUGAAGAACAAGAAUUCAGAGGGUGAAGAGGAGUCUCCCCCGUCACCGCUCACAGACCCUACAAUAAAGUACGAGGAGCAGCCCGACUUUGUCACAGCGACGGGGGGCACGCUGCAUCUCUACCAGCUGGAGGGCCUCAACUGGCUGCGGUUCUCCUGGGCUCAGGGCACUGACACCAUCCUGGCCGAUGAGAUGGGCCUGGGCAAAACCAUCCAGACCAUUGUCUUCCUCUACUCACUGUUCAAAGAGGGCCACACGAAGGGGCCGUUCCUGGUCAGCGCUCCCCUCUCCACCAUCAUCAACUGGGAGAGGGAGUUUGAGAUGUGGGCUCCGGACUUCUACGUGGUGACUUACACGGGAGACAAAGACAGCCGAGCCAUCAUCAGAGAGAACGAGUUCACUUUUGACGACACGGCUAUCAAAGCAGGAAAGAAGUCCUUCAAACUGAGGCGAGAAGCUACCAUCAAAUUCCACGUCCUUCUGACCUCCUAUGAACUGGUGACCAUCGACCAGACGGCGCUCAAGUCCAUCGACUGGGCCUGUCUGGUGGUGGAUGAGGCCCAUCGCCUGAAGAAUAACCAGUCCAAGUUCUUUAGGCGUCUGAACGACUACAAGAUUGAUUACAAGCUGCUUUUGACAGGAACUCCUCUCCAGAACAACCUGGAGGAGCUGUUUCACCUGCUCAACUUCCUCACGCCCAACCGCUUCAAUAACCUUGAGGGUUUCCUGGAGGAGUUCGCCGACAUCUCCAAGGAAGACCAGAUCAAGAAACUGCAUGACCUGCUGGGGCCUCACAUGCUGCGGAGAAUGAAGGCCGACGUCUUCAAGAACAUGCCGGCCAAGACCGAGCUGAUUGUCCGAGUGGAGCUGAGCCCUAUGCAGAAAAAGUACUACAAGCUGAUUCUGACUAAGAACUUCGAGGCCUUGAACUCGAAAGGCGGAGGAAACCAGGUCUCUCUGCUCAACAUCAUGAUGGACCUGAAGAAGUGCUGCAACCAUCCCUACCUCUUCCCUGUCGCCUCCAUGGAGGCCCAGAAAACACCCAGCGGUGCGUACGAGGGGUCGGCUCUCACUAAGGCGUCUGGGAAACUGACGCUGUUACAGAAGAUGCUGAGAAAACUGAAAGAGCAGGGACACCGAGUACUCAUCUUCUCACAGAUGACGAAAAUGCUGGACUUGCUAGAAGAUUUCCUGGACUUUGAGGGUUACAAAUACGAGAGGAUUGAUGGAGGAGUCACAGGAGCUCUGAGACAAGAGGCAAUCGACCGAUUCAACGCGCCUGGUGCUUGUCAGUUCUGCUUCCUGCUCUCAACCAGAGCGGGAGGUUUAGGCAUCAACUUGGCCACGGCGGACACUGUCGUCAUCUUCGACUCCGACUGGAACCCUCACAACGACAUACAGGCGUUCAGUCGGGCUCACCGCAUCGGACAGGCCAACAAGGUGAUGAUCUACCGCUUCGUGACUAGAGCCAGCGUGGAGGAGCGCAUCACCCAGGUGGCCAAGAGGAAGAUGAUGCUGACCCACCUGGUGGUGCGGCCCGGUUUGGGAUCCAAGGCUGGCUCCAUGUCCAAGCAGGAGCUGGACGAUAUCCUCAAGUUCGGGACAGAAGAACUCUUCAAAGACGAGAUAGAAGGUAUGAAGAACAAUUCGGGGGACAAGGUUGAGGACGAGGGCAACGUGAUCCAUUAUGACAGCGUCGCCAUCGAGAGGCUGCUGGACCGGAGCCAAGACGACACCGACGACUCCGACGUCCAGAACAUGAACGAGUACCUCAGCUCCUUCAAAGUGGCGCAGUACAUGGUCCGAGAGGAGGACAAGAUCGAGGAGAUUGAGCGGGAGAUCAUCAAGCAGGAGGAGAACGUGGACCCGGAUUACUGGGAGAAGCUGCUGCGGCAUCACUACGAGCAGCAGCAGGAGGACCUGGCCAGCAAACUGGGCAAAGGCAAGAGGAACCGCAAGCCCGUCAACUACAACGACGCUGCACAAGAAGACCAAGAGUGGCAUGCUGACAUUUCAGAUAACCAGUCCGAGUACUCUGUGGGCUCCGAGGAAGAGGAUGAAGACUUUGACGAUCGGCCAGAGGGUCGAAGGCAGUCGCGCCGCCAGCUGAGGAACGACAAGGAUAAACCUCUGCCUCCUCUCCUGGCUAGAGUGGGAGGCAACCUUGAGGUUCUGGGCUUUAACACGCGCCAACGCAAGGCUUUCCUGAACGCAGUGAUGCGAUGGGGGAUGCCGUCCCAGGACGCCUUCUCCUCCCAGUGGCUCGUCAGAGACCUCAAGGGCAAAAGCGAGAAGGAGUUCAAAGCUUAUGUGUCUCUUUUUAUGCGCCACUUGUGCGAGCCGGUCGCAGACGGGGCCGAGACGUUCGCCGACGGAGUCCCGAGGGAGGGCUUGUGUCGCCAGCCGGUCCUCACCCGUAUCGGAGUCAUGUCUCUGGUCAAGAAGAAGGUCCAGGAGUUCGAGCACAUCAACGGGCGAUGGAGUCUCCCAGAGCUCAAACCUGAGAUCAGCGUGGACAAAUCCUUCUCCAGGGCCUCGUCUCCCGCCGUGAAGACCGCCACGCCCACCCCCGAAGCCAGCUAUAACAACACGCCAUGCACCUCCGAGCCAGCGACCCCUGCUCCGUUAGAGAAGUCGGAAAAGAAUGGGAAGGAGGGAGGGAAGGAGGAGGAGAAGGCGGAUGCUGAGGCCUCCCUUGAGAAACAGAAGGAGAAGGACGAAGGGAAAGAGGUGGAUGGGAACAAGACUGAAGACGCUGACAAGCUGUCCUCCUCGUCUAAAGAAACGACACAAGCUGCAUCUCCCGGUCCAAAACCUGACGGCAAAGAAGAGAGCGGCGUGAAAGAGGAUGAGAGGAGAGAAACGAGCGACGCCUCGGCUUCCGCAGCAGAGGAGGAGAGAGAGUCAGAGGAGAGUAAAGACGAGGCGACACAAACCAAACAAGAAGCCGACGUCAAAAAGGAGAAACCAGAGGAAGAGAAGAUCGGUGAAGAAAAGGACAAAGACAAGCAUUACGAGACAAACGCGGCAACGGACGCCACUUAUGCCAAAGAUAAGACAGAAGUGGCCGACAUGAAAAAAGAAGAGGUUAAGGGUGAAAAGGAUGCUGGGAGAGAAGUCAAGCCUGCUAAGGAGGAAACGCCGAAGGGUAACGGGAAGCCUGCGAGCGAGCGGCCACGCUUCAUGUUCAACAUUGCAGACGGAGGCUUCACAGAGCUGCACACGCUUUGGCAGAACGAGGAGCGGGCUGCCAUCUCCUCGGGGAAGAUGAACGAGAUCUGGCACCGCCGGCACGACUUCUGGCUGCUGGCAGGAAUCGUGAUACACGGCUAUGCUCGGUGGCAGGACAUCCAGAACGACCCCCAGUUUGCCAUCGUCAAUGAGCCCUUCAAGUCGCAGGCAAAUAAAGGCAACUUCCUGGAGAUGAAGAAUAAAUUUCUGGCGCGCCGCUUUAAGCUGUUGGAGCAGGCUCUGGUGAUAGAGGAGCAGCUACGGCGGGCGGCCUACCUGAACAUGACCCAGGACCCCAGCCACCCGGCCAUGGCGCUCAACGCACGCUUCGCAGAGGUGGAGUGCCUGGCGGAGUCACACCAGCACCUCAGCAAGGAGUCGCUGGCAGGCAACAAGCCCGCCAACGCCGUGCUGCAUAAAGUGCUGAACCAGUUGGAGGAGCUGCUGAGUGACAUGAAGGCCGACGUGACUCGGCUGCCGGCCACGCUGUCCAGAGUCCCACCCAUCGCCGCGCGGCUGCAGAUGUCCGAGAGGAGCAUCCUCAGUCGACUCGCCAGCAAGGGGACCGAGACGCACACCCCCCCGCCCAUCCCUCCAGGACCAUACGCCACCCCUCAGAACUACGGAGCCCCUUUCACCCCGGCGCCCCCAAGCGCCCUACACAUGGGGGGGGCCAACUACAGUCAGAUGCCACCCGGAUCCUUCAUAUCAGAAGCCGCCGCUGCUGCUGGGGCCACCGGGGGAGCUGCAGGUGGAGCCGCCGGGGGGCCAAACGCCGCCGGGGUUUGCCAGAAGACCAAGGAGCACGAUGUGGUGCAGCGGCAGCGUGUGGUGGACCUCUGGAAGGACGGCAAGUCAGAGGGGGCCAUAGGCCAGGAGCUGAGGAUGCCCAAGUCGACGGUGCACAGCAUCAUCGUCAAGUACCGGCUAAGCAACACGGUGGAGAACCUGCCGCGCAACGGCCGACCAAAGAAACCCUGAAACUAUGGAAUGUCUUAAAAUUGGAGAGGUGACUUUAAAAAAGGGAUAAGAACCUUAAUGCAUGAGAAGGAAAUCCAAGGAGGACCUGAGAACUUCGACUCCGCUGGAAUGUGAGGAGUAUCAGGGGAGAAAGAAAGCUCUCGAGAUGGGAGGCAAAAAAAAGAGAGGAAAAAAAAGAGAAAAUGACGUGAAAUGUGAAAUGAAAAGCAGUGGCGGCUCUUUGACCCACGAAAGAAAACAAGCAAUCAACUGCAGGAGCGGAUCCAAAAUAAAAAGGGAGAGGUGAAAAGGUGCCACUGAGAAAAUAAAGCCCAAAACAACCUAAGUGGACCGAAGACAGGAGGGAAAAAGAGCUGUUUGCUAAUGCAGUCAGUGUUUCUUUUUUUUUUUUUGUUUUUUUUUAAUUCUUUUUUAUAGAAGUUCAGGUAUGAAGGUUGAAUCAAAGAAAAAUGCAGCACAGGAGGAUUUCUUUCUUUCUUUUUUUAAUUUUUAUAUACCUCCUCGCACAGAUUUCUUGAGACUUCUUUUUCUGUUUCCUUCUUCGAGCCAAAAGAUUUCCCCCCGGAUCAAUUCUUCAUCCGCCGGCUGAGUGAACAAGCCUGUCCCCGCGAUCUGACCCUGCACUCCCUCAUUCCUCCGUAGUCCUCCACUCCUCCGUCUCCCUUUUAAAGUCUCACGCGCACACAUAUACAGUAUGUUUAUAUUUAUAUAUAUACAUAUAUAUUUCUAUAUAUAUAUGUACACACACUUUGGACCUCACACACGACCUGAAAACCUGUAAAAAACUCAGUUUAUGUGCCGAAUGCAAGCGGAUGAAAUCCAAACUGAGAGAAGGACCAACUGGAACUAAAUCACCUUGAAAAAAAAAAAAUAGAAAGAAAAAGAAGGGAAAAGAGUUUUCUUAGUUGAAAAUGCUUUUCCCCGUGGACCGUCUUGCAUUCCUCAGUCCAACCGAGCAUGGAAGCAAGAACCAUAGACAUAAAAAAAAACUCUUUUUUUUUUCCUUUUGUCCAGCAGUCAGUAGCAACUUUACUUUAACUCUGAUGGAGUACCAUUGAAAUAUGUACUGUAUUACAAGUGGUAAAAUAUUACUUACAAUUGCACCUUUUUUUAGUGAGACGGUGACUUGAAGGGAAAUAUCACUCUUCUGAAGUACCCACAUUUCCUGUUUUUAAACCGCAUCAAAACCAAAAGCAGUAUUUAUGAGCAGCUCUUCCUCAAAGACAGAGGACUGUAAUCUAUCACUGGGAGAAAAGAGGGAAACUCUCUUUGAAGCCGGGAGAGACAUUUUUGUUCAUCGAGCCUCUUUAUUGUGACAGUGUGAUGGAUUCCAUGCUGUGGAAAAUGUCCCCUGAUCCCAGCGAAAAUAAAACACUGGACUGUGUCAUCGUUUUUCCAGCUCGGUGUGCGCGCAGUAAAGCUGUACUGUACAUCAGAGCUGCAUCCCCCGAGCGGAGAGGCAGGGUGAACCCUUCUGCGUCAUUUCUGCAUGUCACAAAAGCUAAUUGCCAGUUCCAAGACUCAUGUGAAGAGUGCGGGCAUUUUUAAACUGGAAGUGGGUGAUGUUUCCCUUUAGGUCUGAAUGCGGAGGUGCGACCUGCAAUGAGAACAUUGUAAGCUUGUGUUGCAUUGAGAAUAAUGAACAUAUGUAAAUAUUUGUGAUGUGUAGUCGUUCUGGCAUUCUUAUCAAAAACUGAUUAUCCUAUGCAGCUAUAGAUACCGGUUACAAGUGGAUACAUGAGGUUUCCUGUUUUUUUCCAGUUGCAAAUCAAUACUUUCUUUGCUCCUUAGUUGGAUGAACACAAACAUGUUUUUCUACCAAACAAUAUUGCAAAGUAAGCUAAACUUUUGGGCAUUCAUUUUUUAAAUGAGCCAAAUUAUGAUGUAAUGCCGCACAUGUUAUUAUUUUUAUAUGACCAAUGGAUAAAUGUGACAGAAGAAGUGUUGCUCAAAGUAAUAUUGGGGUUCCUGGGGCCCCCCGGCAGCAUUUAAGCUUAUUUUAUCUCAUUGUUCUGGUUUUAAAGUCUGUACCUUCUUAUAUAAGUCAUUUCCAGGCAGAGAUCGGGGCAUAAAGCUCCACAGAGAUUAUUCCACCUCCACUCCUCAGCUAAGCAUUCACACGCACAUUAAGUGUGUGCUCUCACAGAGCUUUACAAUCGGAAGCGGAUGCUUUGCCCCAACUACGUGGUCCACGACCCGCAGCAGGUCUUUAAGAUCUCUAGCAAUUAGUUGCUUUAUUCAAUAAAAACUGAAUAAACGCCAACAAACAAUAAUGCCAUUGCUGCUGCCGCUCAUGGCACCUUGUACUGUUGCAGGAGGCGGUUGUGGGUUGUGGUGACCACAGGUGUCUCCUCCAGGUUCCUAGGCAGGGUUACUGAGGAAAUGCCACACUCGAUCACUCAUAAGUUUCUAACACAGCCAGUCCAACAUCAAACAACUAUUUAAAGACGUGGAAGGAUUUAUUUCUUUGGUGCGCUGCAUUAAUCCUGUUUGCAGACAGCCCACUGCAUUGUCCGGGGGCCCACCGAGCCCCUAGACCAAAAUGUCCAAGUCUCAGUGAUGGACCGAUGUGGCUGUCUGCAUGUAUUUGAAGCCAUUCUAACCCUAUUACACCUUUCCCCAUUUUUAGCUCUUAUUUCACCCCUGUUACCCCUCGGUGGGCUCCUCCUAAGGGAGAACGGCCCUGUAACACCUGUUCUGCCUCACAACAGGGCUCUCAUGGAUAUGUAAAUAAAUGCAGCUAGUAUAGUAGCCAUAUCGGUUCUGUAAAAGGGAUGAUUUGUUAAUAGCCAUGCUACCAAACAGAUGUGAAGUAAACUGUUAGUGUUGCGGGGAAGAAAACAGGCUCUAAACUGGGACUUAAAGCGUGUAGCCGGCAAUAAAUCAAAGAAAUAGCAACUGAAUGGCUCGUUGUUUUACAGUGGUUAGAUAGUUAGUGGGUUAAAUUCAGCAUUAAGCUUGUGUGAGGCGCUCAGACAUGCUCGCAAACAGGGACUCAAACCCUCACACAUGCAGGUCCUUCACUAUUGGGCCUCUGCAUAGGGGUGACUCAUUUUCUUGCAAAACGCAAAAUGAGGAAAAUAAGUGCGUUAAAAUCUGCAGCAUUGAUUCUCUGCAGAGAAAUGCACCACCGUACAAUUUCAGUGGGUCAUGAAUGAGUCUAGAUGUUGUUUUCAAUUCA